Xenia sp. Carnegie-2017 is the source of this 3997-nucleotide messenger RNA. RefSeq lists its product as uncharacterized. The record is from RefSeq and is a predicted model, not a curated record. The transcript has 2 exons. The coding region runs from base 1794 to 3215 and encodes 473 amino acids. NCBI's taxonomy places the organism in Eukaryota, Metazoa, Cnidaria, Anthozoa, Malacalcyonacea, Xeniidae.
GUUGUUAAUGUAAACAUUCCAAGUGACGAUAGAGCGAAGAAAUGCGAUGUGGCGUUUACAAACUUUGUUCGUAUGUUUUUUAUAUCCGUAACAUGGCAAAAUAUUUGUAGCAACUCCAAAGUUCGUGAAUUAUUUUGAAUUUAGAAAAAACUAUUUUGUCGCAUUGCAAAUUAAAUGCGGAAUUUCAAUCGCCAUAUCAAUAUACAAAAUUUUAAAGUAAAUUACAUGGAGGAAUCCGACUCUCAAAUAACGCAGGCUUAAAAACAAGAAACAUGACUCGUGAAAGUGGUCAAGCAGGAACUGAUGGUUCCGAAAAGGAAAGGGAUGUCAUUUCACUACCGUUUUGGAUAUUUUUAUGGACGUUGUUGGCUGUGUUUGCUGGUUUUGUUUAUUAUAAGUUAAACAAGGAGAAAGAGAAAAAAUCUGUUGAACAUGUUGGAACAAGAAAUAAUGCAAGAAUUGCUAGAACAUUUCGGAAAAAAAUCACGAAUACAGAUUCAUUGAAGAAGCCUAACUUUCGCAGUCAAACGAGCUAUGAGAUUAUUGAUGGCGAAGUCCGGAUCCAUUACGAUGUCUCAAUGCUUGACGAUUCACUUGUUGAAAAGACAAACGUAUCAAUAAAGACUGAGGUUGAUAGUAUUCCACCAAAAAGCUCAAAUUUUGAUGAUGUUGAGAUCUUAACUAAAAAACUGCCAUUGAUUAUUGAAGAAGGUGAAGAAUUUCCUGAUGAGGAAACAUUGAAAGUUGAAACAGAAAAUUGCAAUGAAUUGUUUGAAGAAAAAUCUUACACAAAUUAUGGUACUUGUGAAAAGAAAAUAGAAAAAUCAAUCAAUCAUCACAACUUCGUAUCAAAUAGAGUAGAGCAAAAGAAGAGUGAGAAUGAGGCAAAAUUUUCAACUACUUCACAAGAAACUAUCAUUCCUAUCAAUAUCAUUAAUGAUGCCAAUACCAUUAAAACUAGUCAGCAAAGAAAAAGUCAAUUCCAAAAAUAUGGAAGUGCAUGUAGUGAAGGUGAUGAUCAAGUUGGAAAUAAUACAAAAAUAAUAUACAUCAUGAAGAAUCUAGGCCAGAGACUGCAAAUUCUUAUGCACUUCAUCAAUUGACUAAUAAUCACAAGUCUGAAGAGAAGCAAUUCACAGGGAAAAGGAACUUUGACAUCAAUGUCGUAACAAGUGCUUUGAAAGAUGAAGGCCUUUUCAAGCAAGUGGAAGGUGCCAUAUUUGAUGAAGGGUCUCAUGACUACAACAAAGCAUUGCUUGUUCGUGAUGAAGAUAUUAAGGAUAAAAAGAUUGUUCAACGGGAUGAAACUGUUCAUUUACCAAUACAACAUUUGAUGGCGUGUUAUCUGCACAACAACCUGGAAUGUUUGAAAAUGAAGGCAAACAUACUCAGUUGCAAACAGCAGUUGAAAGAAAAGAGAACAAUAUAACUGCAAAAGUUGUUACAACUGAGGAAAAUGAGUCAAUACCUAAUGUGCACAUUGAUGAUUUUGAUGAGGAAUUAGAUUCACAUAGUCCAGACUUCAAGGAAAAUAUGUAUGAUUCUCAUCCUGAUGCUUUAAUUACACAAAAUAUUAGUUCAAUGAGCAGAAAUAGUGUUGACUUGAAGGAUUCCAUAUUACUCAAUAGACAUUCAGAUAAAUCUCUACUAGAACAGAAUGAUAAAAAAACCGACACAGAAGAUUGUACAGAUACCAGAAAUGUUGUGCCUGUGUUAUCAUCUGAUAUAAUCAAGUCCACAACAUCAUCCCACACAAAUCAAAUCCAGAGACUUUUAAAGAUAAAUUUGUUUCUAUGCAAGAAGAUUCUUCAAUGAUUCACUUGUCAUGUGAGAAAGAAGUUAACCCUGGUACUCCUAGUGAAAUUGACAUUAAUUCUCAUGAACCUAGAGAUCAAAAGAAAUCCAAGUCUAACACAGAUCUUGAUAAAGUUUCAUCUUCAUAUUCCCAUUUGGACAAUGUCAACAUGGUGAACAUCAAAUCAACAUCUGUUCCAAAUAUCUUCACAACUUGUCAUGAAGACACUUCUAGAAAUUGUCCUAAGAAAAAUUUUGAAAAACAACUUUCCUUCUCAUCACCAAAAUUAAAUUCCAAGAUGAAAAAGGUCACCAAGAUUAAAAUCAUUCAAGUGAAAUUCCUAGAAAUGCCAUCAGAUUAUGACAAUGCCGAAGAGGAUUUAUUUGUUCAUAAAGGGAAUUUACCAAUAACAGGGAAAAUAAAGAGACGAAGUAAAAAUUUUUCUGAUGACUUUGAAAUUUUUGAUAACUCUCCAAAUACUGAAGUCGGCAAUCCUCAACGGUCAUAUGACGUCACCAAUUACCGGCAAAAUGACGUCAUCAGUCAUCAGCAAGAUGACGUCAUCGAUCAACAACAAGACGACGUUCGUAACCCUCCAUUGUCUGACGUUUCAAAAUCAUUAUCAAGCGAUACACAAACAAUGAAUAAAAUAAAAAGUCCGUCUAACGUAUUUAAUGUAAGGCAAAAUAAGACGGACUGUGGACGAUCAAUCAAUGGUCAUAUAAACCAUGAAUUUAUAGGCAACAAACGAAAUGUUGCUCACCAAACAGAGGACCGUGAAUGCAAAGAAAUACCGGACACAUCAAAAAUUGGCACAACUAAAGCCCAGUUUCAUCAUAGCUUUUCAACUUAUGACACCACAGUAGUGUCACGUGAUACAUUAUCAACUCCUUUAUUGACUCCAACUCAUGAUGACUCCGAGUUGCCCAGUCCCUUGAAAAAUCCUCGACACGGCAUAAAGUUGUCGGAAAAAUUCCAUAUUUCUGAUGAUGAAUAUGUCGGUGGAAAGCAAGCGAUUUCAACGGACCAUGUUAAAGACAAUAUGAAUGUCGACAAACCGUCACAUGGUAAACAAUCACGCUCUGGUUAUAAAAAUAACAUAAGUAAUCGUCACAAUGGUAAGGUUGUCGCUGUCAAGAGUGGGAUAAUCAGUGAUCACGAUUACAGUAGUGACGCUGAUUCGGAAAUGUCCUACAACAUCCCCUCACCACCACCAUCCAAAGGAAAACGAUAUUUUCGUCCAACAACACGUCGGUUGUAUUCUGAUUCUUCAUCGGAUCCAGACAGUCCACGACGACGUUUAAGUGAUACUGGAAGAUCAAAGAAUAUAAUCGAAGAUGAGAGAAGCGUGAGUUCAUCUGGUUACAGAAAUCUUUUCUCAAAGUUUGGAGAUUUUAACCAAAGUAAAGAAAAAGAAUGAGAUUACUGUGAAAAAAUCACGUAAAGAUACUGUUGUAAAAUUAUUUUAGUCUGAUGAGUUUACUCCAAGAAGGACGUUGAUGUCUACGAGCAGGUGUCUCCUGGGAGAACAAAAUUUAAUCUGCUUGAAAAAAAUGGAAAUUAAUUUUCUCAGCAGUAUGUGGUGACGUCUCAAGGUUUUUAUCUUUAGUUGUACAUUAUAAAACCUCCAUCGACUGCCGUGAAUGCAAUCUCCACAUGUGUGAAAUUCUACUUUGCAAUUUAAAAGAUGUUUUAAUUGGAGAUGUUGGUAGGGGAAUUUUUAACAAACAUUCUUCAAUCGUGCUGGGAUAUGAAACUAACGUAUAGUUUCGUGGAACAUCGUGAAGGCAUUAUUGUUGCCAGGCAACCCUAGGAAAUUGAUCACGAAGAAACUCGUUAGCAUGAGUUUAUAAGACUUUAUAAUUGAAGAAAUUUGUCGUAUAAUUUUCCUUAGGGAAAUGUUUAAACAGGAUUUACCAGAACACUUUAGAGAACAAUGUAGGUAUGUGGAUGUACAUAAAUAAGUAUACUAACUGCCCCGUUAACUUUUUGCACAAUGGUUCAAGCACUUGAACACAGUUAUUCCCGAAAGUUAAUUAUUACUGAACUUUGUACAAUUUUAUAACUGCGAUAUUUAAUAUCAAAUGCAAUAUUGAUGAAACAUUGUCGUAUGUCGUUUUUAUGUAUGUAAAUGAGAGGAUACAUGUAUUAAAUAUUAAUUCAUCAAAAAAUAUGCAAAUAAAUAAACACAAUUUUCGUUAA